This is a messenger RNA of Bombus pyrosoma, 1225 nucleotides long. Its product is annotated as GILT-like protein 1. Lineage: Eukaryota; Metazoa; Arthropoda; Insecta; Hymenoptera; Apidae. The transcript is spliced from 3 exons. Bases 339 to 1154 code for a protein of 271 amino acids. Gene Ontology annotation, molecular function: oxidoreductase activity, acting on a sulfur group of donors, disulfide as acceptor. The record is from RefSeq and is a predicted model, not a curated record.
UUACUAAUAAUAAAUGUAAAAGUAAAGAAUCAUGUAUACAUAUGUAUAUAUAUCCAUUAUUUAGUGGACUUAUAAAAAGAAUUGAAAAUAAUCUUAAGAAUAUGAUUAGUAAGGAAUAUAUUGAUCGAAUUUUAUCUUAUCUAUAUUAAGUGUAUCGUUUUAUAUUAUGAUAAAAUGAAACUCGGUUGGAAUGUAGGCAGUACGGAAUAUUGUUAAUUCACUUCCAUGUUUAUUGCGAUGUGACACCACAGAUUUCUUGUCUGGUUUAAAAUUGUUAUAUCACGAGCAAGAUUUAUUCUGUACCAUCGUUCUAGUUUCAACCUUUAGAAUUACGGAUAAUGGGACUAGGAAUUUUUCGAUGGAAGAUGUUAUUGAUUGCUAUAUCUGUUUUACUUCUUUGGCAAUCCUCGAAAGUAUGGUUGAAUCUAACUCAAGAGAAAUAUGGCAUAGAAGCACAGCUUCAGGACAACCAGCUAACAAAUGACGAGAGUAAGCAAAAGGUUCACAUAACUGUGUAUUACGAAGCACUAUGUCCAGAUUCACGCAACUUUUUCAUAAAACAAUUAUUGCCAAUGUACCACAAAAUUCCAAAUAAUGUACAGUUGGAAUUUAUACCAUAUGGGAAAGCUACGACUGUGAAAACAGAAAAUGGGUAUGAAUUUAUGUGCCAACAUGGACCCAUUGAAUGUGGAGCAAAUAUCAUUCAUGCAUGUUCCAUAGAUAUCCUGAAGAAUACUUCCAUUCAGUUAGAGUAUCUAUCUUGUAUGAUUAAAAAUAACAUAGUGCCAGUAAAUAUCAUGGAAAUUUGUGCAAAAAAAAUGAACAUAGAUUAUAAUCCUAUCUUUAAGUGCUUUAUUGGAGAUAAGGGCAAAGAACUUUUGGCUAAAUAUGGGGAAUUAACAAAUGCUUUAACACCACAAAUUUCCUUCAUACCAACUGUUGUAUUAAAUGAGGUAAGUUUUUUAAGUCAAGAAAUUUUAAAGCACAAAAUAAUAUAUUCAGACCAAUGUAAAUUAUUAAAAAUUUUUGUUCCUAUAUAUAUCAUAAUAAAUAUGGAUUUACAGAAUUCUGAGAAUCAGGCAAGGAUAUUAAAAAAUUUACUACAUGAAGUGUGCCUACAAUUUAAAAUUAUGCCAGAAGGUUGUAUAUCGUAAAGAUACAUCAAGUAUUUAUAAAACAUACUUCUCUGACAGAUUUGCACGAAAUACAGUAUUUUUUACAUAAA